AUGCAAUUUGCUGUGCCUCCAAAAAAGAGCUUUGCAGCUCCUCCCUACGCUCGUUCUUCACUCCUCACCUACCAGCGUCGCAAACAAUUUAAAGCGGUUGCGAUGCUGGGCAUCGCCCUCAUCGCUGUAUUCUUCCUCUUGUCGCAAAUCUUCUAUGUCAGCACAGGCACUGCUGCUGCUCCAAUUGGGACUGCGGGCGUCGUUAUUGUUACGGUGCUAGAUCGGACCUCUCACAGCGACACUUAUCUACAGAAGAUCAUCAAGAACAGAGAGGACUACGCUGAGCGACAUGGCUAUAUAAACUUCUUCGCCAACCUAUCCGACUACGACCCAUACAUAGGACUUUCCCCGCGGAGCUGGGGUCUAGUCCCCGCAGUGAGACAUGCAAUGGCGACACAUCCCUCGUCAACCUACUUCUUCUACCUAGAUACGCAUGCGCUAUUUAUGAACCCGGCCGAAUCACUCGAACACCGCCUAUUGAGCAAACACCGGCUCGAAUCCCUAAUGCGCCGGGACGUCUCCGUUGUACCACCAGAUAGCAUUAUCAAGACCUUUGCCCAUCUCCGCCCCGAGGAUAUUGACCUCAUGGUCACGAACGAUGCAGAGGACUUGAAUACAGGGAGCUUUGUGCUUCGACAAGGGGAAUUUGCCAGCUUCUUCCUUGACACAUGGUUUGAUCCUCUGUACCGAAGCUAUAACUUUGGGAAGGCCGAAACUCACAGCUUGGAACAUAUUGUCCAAUGGCAUCCAACGGUUAUGGCUCGAUUGGCCUUAAUCCCCCAGCGAGUCAUCAAUGCCUAUAGCAAGGACUCGGCUAGUGCCUCCGUUGACGGCACUUACAAGGAUGGGGAUUUAGUCAUUCGAUUCUUUGGAUGUGACACUGAUCCCAAUCGGAAUUGCGAGCGGGAGAUGGAUCCUUAUUACAAUUUGUGGGCGAAGAGGUUAACGAUUGAGUAA
Molecule: messenger RNA, 957 nt
Organism: Aspergillus puulaauensis
Lineage: Eukaryota; Fungi; Ascomycota; Eurotiomycetes; Eurotiales; Aspergillaceae
Product: putative alpha-1,6-mannosyltransferase subunit
Exons: 3
Coding region: 1-957 (318 amino acids)
Biological process (GO): protein N-linked glycosylation
Cellular component (GO): mannan polymerase complex; Golgi membrane
Molecular function (GO): alpha-1,6-mannosyltransferase activity
Source: RefSeq, a predicted model, not a curated record